GAGAAGUCCAGGAGGGGAAGUAUAAUCGACCGCUGCUGCCGCGUAGUGGGUUCUCCCUCCCCCCUUUCCCCUCCUCUCCGAGAUGGUGUAAUGCUACAGAUAGCUCGAGAGAGAUACAUAGAGAAACCCACGAAUUUCGCCCUUGUGGAUCAUCAUCAUCAGCACGAUAAGGUCGAUAACGCACCAUCGGAUUGUCUUCCGUCUGCUCCGCCAUUGCAAACCUGGACAACCUCAAGGGCAUCAUUACCGGAAAGUCAGAGACUGUCUCCUGCCCGGUUUUGGCUUUUUUCGUCUUUCGCAUUCGUAUUUCGUCUAUCUGCCUCCGCUAUGCUGGGUGAUAAAUAUAAUCCGGAGGUUUUUGUUUUGGGGGGAAAAAGAAGUCCCCUCCAGACAGAUUCUCCAUCUCAUCUUUUGCUUGCUAGCUUGGGCAGCAUUCUACGUAGAUCCGCGCUGCGACAUGCAUGCGUUCCGCUCUUCAUGGAUUUCUCUCGCCAGCGAGUCCCUUUCUUUGACAUGCCACAGUCCCCCGGUAAUUCCCAUCCUCCUCCUGCUACCUUCACGACUCCGGCGCACUUACUUCCUCAAGGCGUCUAGGAACGCCUUCGGCGGCUGCUGUCGAUAGCCCUGGGGGUUGUUCUCGGUCCAGCGCCAGAGGUCCUCGCAGGCGUCGACGAGGGAGCGCUUGGCCGUCCAGUUGAGCUCGGUGUUGGCGCGCGUGGGGUUCGCGGUGAGGUUGAGGACGUCGCCCGCGCGGCGCGGCGCCACUUCGUAGGGCAGGUCCCGGCCGAC
This is a messenger RNA of Dissoconium aciculare CBS 342.82, 789 nucleotides long. RefSeq lists its product as uncharacterized. Bases 91 to 594 code for a protein of 167 amino acids. The record is from RefSeq and is a predicted model, not a curated record. NCBI's taxonomy places the organism in Eukaryota, Fungi, Ascomycota, Dothideomycetes, Mycosphaerellales, Dissoconiaceae. The transcript has a single exon.